AUGAAAGAGACUCUGCUUUUCUUCUCUAAUUCUGAGAUACAUUGUCAGGUUAUUGCUAAGACAGAAUUUGCUGACGAGAGGAAGAAUAUUUUUGAUUCCCUAAAGAUCAAGGAUAUCUAUGUUGCAUGUAUCGUGCCUACACAAGAUGCCAGGGCUUACUUAGUUGUGUCGAUGCCCUCAGAGGGAAGUGAAAUUGUAUGGAUCAAUGCAACCUUUAUUGAUCGCAUAACGAAUCUUGAAAGGUUGUUCGGAGGGGAGAAGUAUGGCACUCAUAAGGUAGAAUUGGAGUUAGAGACUUCAUCUUUUGUUGCCCGAGAUGUCAAGGUGGAUAUUGAACAUAAGAGGACCAUACAAUCCAAGGAGCUAGGGGUCCUCUAA
Vicia faba (fava bean) is the source of this 378-nucleotide messenger RNA. NCBI's taxonomy places the organism in Eukaryota, Viridiplantae, Streptophyta, Magnoliopsida, Fabales, Fabaceae. The record is from the annotation of a GenBank genome assembly.